AUUCACGGGAGGGUAGGCCCAGUAUGGUAGGAGGGACCUGAGUGACGAUGAGAGAGCGAGAUAAGAGACAGACGGAGAGAGAGAGCGAGCAGAGAGAGAGAGCAGAGAGAGAGAGAGAGGUGAGCGGUGCACACACAUCACUAUCAACUGAAUUUAUCUUAGCAAAAUACCUCUGGUAUUCCAAGCAUGAAAGGCAAGUUUUUAUCGUCCCCAAAACAAUCCGAACGCAAGCCGUCAUGAUUGGGGGAUCAGCCAGAUUCCUAGAAAAGUGCGUGUUCGCUGUUUCGGGGGACUCCUACGGAAGAAGUCGGUUCUGCCUCUGCUGCCUCAAGUCCUGCUCUCCCGCUCUAAUGCCUUGCCCAAGGUUUUGAGAAGCGCUGAGGUGAGUGUAGGUUGUUGAGCUGCCUGACGCGGAAUAGGAGAAAAUUGCGGACAGAUCAGAAAACUGUUUCCCGAACUCAGGCAGCAUGCUGUCCGGAAUACCUAAGGGUGGCAGUGCGCUCGGAACCGAUUCGCACAAACAAUACCGAAUGGCGCUGGGUCAAGGCAAAGCAAUAAAGAAAAAAGUUUAACAUGAUUAAGGGACAUACAAUGGAUACGGACAAAGCCUCAUCUAAGGUCUCUGGAUCCAAAUGUCACCCCCCCUGGAAGCUGCCCCAGGCGGGGACCAGCAGUGUGUGACAGUGACGGGUGGGUGGCGAGGAGAGGAGAGGAGGAGGCCACAAACACAUCGGCUUUCGGCUGCGAUUCUGCACUAAAUUGGCCCAGGCUGCGUCCUGUCCUGUGAGGACGAGCAGAGAGUGCUCUGGUCUGAUAUCUCAGCAUGAAUGGAGUCAGAGUCAACUUCACUUAGAGGACCUGCUCUUCCUAAUGAGACCGCUGUCUCUCUUAAAGUUGAGGACUAAUCAAUUACAGGGGGAUUAAGCCUAACCCUACAGCUUCGUGUUCUACCGCCCCGUGAAGAAGAGGUGAACUCAGCAUUAUCAAACUCUUUCAGUGGACUGUUUUUUGUUGGUUCUUUUGGUGGAUUUACUUCAAUACUUUCAAUACUUUUCACAUUUUUUUGUUCUUUUUUUUUGUUGGUGCAUUGCUUUUUCAUUUCUCCAACCCAAGGACAUUCCCCUCCUUCUGAUUUUACACUAUGGAGUUUCAGGCUGGGCUGUGUAAUAAAGAUUGGGGUUCAUUUCUGCGUUUCUGGUUGACAGUCAUCCUGAGCCUCAAUGUGCACUUCAGCUGCCCUGCGACCUCGUGCCCAGAAGAGUGCCGCUGCGACAAAACCUUUGUUUACUGCAACGAGCGGAGCCUGACGUCUGUGCCUCUGGGGGUGACAGAGGGCUACAAGAUCCUCUACCUCCACAACAACCAGAUCAACAAUGCAGGGUUCCCAUGGGAACUACACAACGUGGCGUCCGUGGAGACAGUGUAUCUCUACGGCAACCAGUUGGACGAGUUCCCCAUCAACCUGCCUAAGAAUAUCCGGGUGCUCCACCUGCAAGAGAACAACAUCCAGACCAUCUCCAGGGCUGCCUUGGCCCAACUUCCCCGCCUAGAGGAGCUCCACCUGGACGAUAACUCCAUCUCUACGGUUGGGGUGGAGGAGGGGGCGUUCCGGGAUGCUGUCAGCCUCAAGCUGCUCUUCCUCACCAAGAACCACCUGAGCAGUGUCCCCAUUGGUCUCCCAGAGGACCUCACAGAGCUGCGAUUAGAUGAGAAUCGUAUCGCCGUCAUCGCUGAGGAGGCGUUCCAGAACGUGACGCGGCUACAGCGCCUCCUGUUGGAUGGCAACUUGUUGACAGACGAGGGCGUGGCCCCGGGGACGUUCCAGGAGCUGUCCAACCUCCGGGAGCUGGCGCUGGCCCGUAACUCUCUGACGUUCCCCCCGCCCCUCCUCCCGACGCAGUCCCUGGUCAAGCUCAGCCUGCAGGAUAAUCAGAUGGACCAGAUCCCAGUGACAGCCUUCACCGGCCUCCAGAGGCUCGAGAGACUGGAUAUCUCCAAUAACCAGCUGCAGACGCUGACACAGGGGGUCUUUGACGGCCUCGUCAGCCUCAGACAGCUCACUGUUCGGAACAACCCGUGGCGCUGCGAUUGCACCGUCAAAUGGGUGGUGGUGUGGCUCAAGUCACUGCCAAGCUCCAUCAACGUGCGCGGUUCAAUGUGCCAGAGCCCAGCGAGGGUGCGCGGCAUGGCAAUCAGAGAACUCACCCUGGAUUCUAUCCAGUGCCCAGCUGGGACGGACCUCCAGCCCGACUUCUGGCCUACCCUGCGCUCCACACCCCCGCACCCCCAACUCCCCACCACCACCCUCAUUACCUCCUCCAUGACCAGCUCUAUUCCCACCUCCACAACCUCCUCCUAUCCAACAUCACCCUCCCCUCCCCCUGCCCUGCCUCCCCACCCCGCUGGCCCACUGCCCCCAUAUGAGGACCCCCUACGGAUAUCCUUCCAUGUGGUCAAUGCCUCCUGCAUCGAGGUAAGCUGGGCUUCCUACUUCACCGUCACAGCCUACAAGGUGACCUGGGUCAAGAUGGGCCAGAGCCUGAUGAGCGACGUCAGCCGCGAAAGGACGGUGAGUGGGGAAAGGCGGAAGCUUAGCUUGACCAACCUGGAGCCCAGGUCGGUGUACCGGGUCUGUGUUUAUGUGCUGGACACCCUCAACUCCUACCGCCCAGGGGAGGAUACAAUAUGCUCAGACGCCAGAACCAAGUCGACCUCAUCCAGCUCCAACAACAACAAAGCCACAGGGUCGGAGGAAGCUCAACAGGACACCAACUCCACUCUCAUUUUGGCCGGGGUGAUAGGCGGGGCAGUCCUUGUCAUCCUGGUAAUGCUGCUGAGCCUGUUUUGUUGGCACAUGCAAAAGAAGAGCCGCUCUGAAUCGUCCAAGUGGAAAUACAACCGUGGCAGGAGAAAAGACGACUACUGCGAGGCGGGGACCAAAAAGGAUAACUCUAUACUGGAAAUGACUGAGACCAGCUUUCAGAUAGUUUCCCUGAACAAUGAGCAACUUUUGAAAGGGGAUUACAGGAUUCAGCCCAUCUACACACCCAAUGGAGGCAUCGGCUUCAGAGACUGCCACCUCAGUAACAAUAGCUUAGCCUACUGCAAGAGCAGCAACGUUCCCAGCACCGAGUUCUGCCACACGUGAUGCUUCUAACAGGAUGCUCCCACACCAGUUGUUUGAGAAAAAAAUAUACUGUACCAUAGAUAUUUCCAAGUUCUGUCUGCCAUGUAAUUUAUACUGUGGACAGUAAUGUGGAAUUCUAUCUGCUAUCUUUUUUACUCUUAGUUAGAAGGAAUACAAAUGGUUUUCUAAUCGGUAGGUUUAAAUUAAAGUAAGUGUUUUUUGCUUAACUUGAGGAUCGGUGUCCCUUCUAUGGGACGGUUGAGCUAACGUAGGCUAAUGCAAUUAGCAUGAGUUGUAACAAGACAUUUUCCCAGGACAUAGACAUAUCUGAUAUUGGCAGAAAGCUUAAAUUAUUGUUAAUCUAACUGCACUGUUCAAUUUACAGUUGCUAUUACAGUGAAAUAAUACCACGCUAUUGUUUGAGGAGAGUGCACAAUUAUGAACUUGAUAAGGUAUUAAUAAACAAAUUAGGCACAUUUGGGGAGUCUUGAUACAACAUUUUGAACAGAAAUGCAAUGGGUCAUUGGACCAGUCUGAAACGUUGCACACACACUGCUUCAAUCUAAUGGCCAAAAUCUAAAUUGCACCUGGGCUGGAAUAAUACAGUAUGGCCUUUCUCUUGCAUUUCAAGGAUGAUGAUACAAAAAAAUACAAAAGAACGGUUGUUUUUUUCUUUGUAUUAUCUUUUACCACAUAUAUUGUGUUAUAUUCUCCUACAUUCCUUUCACAUUUCCACAAAUGUCAAAGUGUUUCCUUUCAAAUGGUACCAAGAAUAUGUAUAUCUUUGAAUCAGGGCCUGAGCUACAGGCAGUUAGAUUUGGGUAUGUCAUUUUAGGCGAAAAUUGGAAAAAAAAUGGUCAGAUUCUUAAUUUUAAGUACUGUAUAUAGGAAUUUGUACCAUUACGACACACUGGGUUGGUUCUGACAAACGCUGCCCUGUCUGUCAGGUUUUGGGUUGUUGGGUGCUAUGAGGGAUGGGAUUCUUUGCUAACCACAGGAGCUAAAUGAUGGUCUUUGUGCAGAGCCACCCCCUCAGAAACAUUAGUUACGAUAACACAGUGGUCAGGGACAUAGUAACACUGCUGAUUAGAUUGCAGUGGAGAAUAGGCACUGCUGGUGUUUUUUUAAAGAAUCAAAGUGCACUUUCUAAUGUAACAGAGAGAGUAAGCAGCCAUCCAGGAAAUUAGCUUUUUGUGGAAAUCCCAUCAGAGAGGAAAGCGCACACUUUUCAACACCCCCUAUUACCCUCACAAGACAAAGUGAACAUGUAUGAAUGUGGUAGGCAGGGAGAAUGCCUUCACAGGACUAAGUCAACGUGUAUGAAUGUGGUAGACAGGGAGAAUGCCUUCACAGGACUAAGUCAAUGUGUAUGAAUGUGGUAGGCAGGUAGAAUGCCUUCACAGGACUAAGUGAACGUGUAUGAAUGUGGUAGGCAGGGAGAAUGCAUUCACAGGACUAAGUCAGUGUGUAUGAAUGUGGUAGGCAGGGAGAAUGCCUUCACAGGACUAAGUCAAUGUGUAUGAAUGUGGUAGGCAGGGAGAAUGCCUUCACAGGACUAAGUGAACGUGUAUGAAUGUGGUAGGCAGGGAACAGUGGAGGCUGCUGAGGGGAGAAAGGCUCAUAAUAAUGGCUGAAACGGAGCAAAUGGAAUGGCAUCAAACACCUGGAAACCAUGUGUUUGAUGUAUUUGAUACCGUUCCACUAAUUCCACUCCAGCCAUUACCACGAGCCCAUCCUCCCAAAUGAAGGUGCCACCAACCUCCUAUGGCAGGGAGGGAGACUGCUUUGACAACUGGAUAUAGAUUGUCUGUCAGUGACACAUGAGGUAGUACCAGCUGUGGCCACUAGGGGGCAUGUUCUCUCAGUCAGUAUAGAGGGGUAAGCAAGAGAGUUAGCAGUAAAGAUCCUUUAGCUCCAGCAACCAUAACUCAUGGUUGUCACUAGUUGCCACAGCCACAAAGUCAAAAUGGCUAUAUUGUAAAGAUUAAUGAAGACAAAAUGUGGUUAGGGUUAGGCAUAAGAAUAGCAGUGUGGUUAGGGUUAAAGUUUAGACAAGGUUUCAAAUGAAAUUUUAGGAAGAUAAAUUGUAGAAAUAGGUGGGUUUUAGACAUAAUUAUGACUUUUUGGCUGUGUUAACUAGUGACGACCGUUACUCAAUCUCAAAUGGCAUUGCUCUGAGUAUUAAUGCUCGCAGAGCAACUUAAUGAUGUGGAAUAAUUUAAAACUAACUGUGCUCAGCUUUGUUGUUCAGCGGCUAAAUUAUAUUGAUUUUUACCACAGUGUGUUACUAUCAUUGGGGAGGCCCAUGAGGUUGUGUUGGGUAUCUUGUCUUUACAGGGAGGUGUCUGCAGUGAUGAUGAAUGUGUAGGAGAUACACUCACAGUUAUUAUACAGUCCGCUACCUUUCGAUUGUCCUUUAUUGUUUAGUAUGACAAAUGUGUGAAUCACAACGAAUGAUCAAUGUGAUUAUCUUUUAUCUGCUUUACACUGUGUUGAUAGCAGGGGUUUCCUGCUGUAGCAUGUGAAUCAUUUCCAUUGGGAUUGGCUAUUCUAUUCAUUAAUUCAUUGAUUGGUUCAAACGACCGAUUCACCAUUCACCAAAACAACAGAUUCACCAAAACAAUGUUAGCUAAAUCUGGGGCUGCCCCCAAACAUGAAGCAUGAACAUGUCCUUAU
This is a messenger RNA of Salvelinus fontinalis (brook trout), 5803 nucleotides long. Its product is annotated as leucine-rich repeat transmembrane protein FLRT2-like. Lineage: Eukaryota; Metazoa; Chordata; Actinopteri; Salmoniformes; Salmonidae. Gene Ontology annotation, molecular function: protein binding. The transcript is spliced from 2 exons. The record is from RefSeq and is a predicted model, not a curated record. Bases 1142 to 3148 code for a protein of 668 amino acids.